AUGAGGUAAAAUUCUAUAGGAAAGUGAAUUGGGCUUGUAAAAAUAGUAAAUUUGGUAAAAAUUGACCAAUUUGAAAAUUUUAAAAUGCUAUCAUAUGCAUUUUGACCUGAAAACGCCGAAUCUAAGAUUAGUUUUUUUUGAUUUUAACUCUAAAUGAUAAAAAAACACAAUGCCAAGAUUUGCCAAUUUGGCGGGAAUUUAAAUUUUUGACAAAAUUUUGUUUGAAUUUUUAUGGUAUUGUUUUUUGUGUUGUAUAAAAUUUUUUUUUUAAGAAAACUGUUUUAAAAAUUGCAAAUAAACCAUAUUUUUAGGAGUUUUUAAGCAAAAAGAAAGCAGUUUUAGCGAUCCUUGCUUUUUUUAAAAAUUGAAAAAAUUUUUUUUGCGGACCGGACCGGACCCAAAAAUUUUGGGUUUGGACCGGACCCAAAAAUUUGAAGUUUGGACCGGACCUAAAAAAUCGCCGGACCGGACCGGUGAAAAACACUGGUUAUCACCUUGAAAUGUUAUAUAUAAACAUAUUUUAGAGAGAAGAAGCAGGAAAACACUCGGAAAGAAAGCCAAGAAAGCUUUUCUAGAGGAUUUGGCCGAGGUGGUGCUACGCCGUGGAACAAGGUCGAAGCUGUGUGGGGUGCUCCAGAUGUGUCAAAUUUAACCGACAAUACAGAGAAGUUAGCUAUUCGAACAGAACCAGUGAGUUACUUACAUUCUGUUUUAUAUUAAACUUCUUUAAUUUUUGUUUUAUGUUACCUUGUUUACUUUCAGGAACUCGAUAACACUUCUGAGCAACAAAAUAUACUAAAUUCUUUUGCUCAACAAAGUACAGUAGACCAGUGGUUUUACUUAGAUCCCAGUGGAGUUCAACGGGCCUUUUGAGACGAAGGAGAUGCAGGCGCGGUUCUCUAGCGGGUACUUCCAUCCCGAGCUACAAAUCAUGAAGCCUGGAGAUGCGGCAUACACUCCACUAGGUAAGAAAGCUUCUUGGAGAAGUAAUUGGUAGUUGGGUUCGCUAUUUUUGGUAUAUUCAAAAAAAGUUGUUUUAAAACUUGUUUCCUGCGUAUUUUUAUAUAAUUUAAUUACUAAAGUGAGUAUAAAUUGUUUUUCAGGUGAACUUGUAAAGACAAAUGGUGCCCUUACUCCGUCCAUCGAAAAGAAGCGAUCUCAGAAGCUACCCCAAUCUCCCCCAGUCGCAAGUACCCAAUCUGCUCGAAAUGCUUGGCAAUCAUCCAGUUCAAGCAAGGAAGAUAGUGCACAAGCAAAGCCGGAAUUGUCUAUAGACCAGCUACGAUUAGAAGAAAAGGAGAGAGUCCUACAGGAAGAACAAAGGAGGCUUAAGGAAAGAGAAGAGAACAUCAAACGAGAAGAACAGGAACGGCAGGAAAGGGAACGCAAGAUCAAGGAGAGGGAAAUGGAGCUGUUGAGGAAACAGGUAAGAAGAAUGUCAAAUUAGAAUGUUUCUUUGUAUUUUUACGUUUUUUGGGUACUAAAUAUGCAUUUGUUGCACGAAAAGUUAAUGUUAAAGUUCUAGGAAGAGUUCCAACAAAAGGAGAAGGAACUCUAAAGGGAACGAAUACAGGCUCUUGAGUACGAGCAGCAAAGGCAAGAAGAGUUGAGACAGCUUAAGGAACAGCUGAAGAAGAGUCUUGGGCAAAAACACCAGCCAGGACGUGAAGAACUUCUACAGUAUGAAGAAACGUUGAGAAACAAGAUGAAGAGUGUGGACAUCGACUGGCAGAAUCGAGAUCUUAGUGAAUUUUUUGAGCUAAUAGCGUUUGCUCAAGUGGCCACGUUAGGAUGA
Molecule: messenger RNA, 1795 nt
Organism: Bursaphelenchus okinawaensis
Lineage: Eukaryota; Metazoa; Nematoda; Chromadorea; Rhabditida; Aphelenchoididae
Source: the annotation of a GenBank genome assembly